AAUGUGGAGCAUACAUUCCCUUCCAAAUAAAUAUACUAGAUCGAAUGUCGAAGGAGAAAAAGUUUGUUAUCAUCUUUUCACAAAUAAAGAAUACAAACUUGGAAGAUCGCCGAAUUGUGAUCUAUCAUUUCCUGAAAAUAAGGCUAUGAGUAGAGAGCAUGCUACAUUAACGCUUAAAUUUAACCGGAAUGAAAUAAAUAACUCUAAAAUAUUUCCCAUAAUAAAAUUUAUGGAUAAAUCCACUUCAGGAACAAUGUUUCAACCUAAAAACAAAACUAUUAAAGGCGGCGAAAUAGAUAUUGCAGAGCCUACAGUUUUCUGGAUUGGAAAAUCAAGUUAUAAAAUUGUUUAUGAACCUUUUGUUAUCUGUCCUUCGGGAUUAAAUUUUGAAGAGAAAAGAAUAGUAGAAAAUGAUAUUUUAACUCUUGGAGGUCAUAUGGUAAAUGAGUGGUCGUCUGAUGUUACUCAUUGCUUAAGCAACAAAAUUAUCCUAACGAAAAAGGUUGUCUGUGCGUUGGCAUCUGGAAAACCUAUUGUACAAAGAAGUUUUAUUACAAAAUUGAUGCAAGAUUUUCACUUAAAAAAUAGCGAAUCUCCUGAUCCUAGAGAGCAUCUACCUAAGUUUGUAGCAGUGAAUUUACAGGAAAUGGGGGUUAAGCCAGUAGAUUGUAGUGAAAAUUUGAAGAGAAAUAACCUAUUAAGGGGAUGGAAAUUUUUUCUAAUGAGUAAAAAUCAAAAAUCAUUACUAGCCAAUGCUUUAAAAGAGUUAGACGCUAAAGUUGUAAUAGUUGAAUCGGAGAACGAUGCUAAAUUACUUUGUCAAGAAAUUGAAAAGCCUAAAACAUGCGUACUUGGAGUUGAUGUAAGCAAAAUAGAGUCGACUGCAGUAAAGAAUAUGUAUCCCCUUAUCAGAAAGAAAUUGAAUGACUUGGGAAAACGAUUUAUAACAGAUAGUGAUGUAGCAAUGGCUAUGAUAAAGUGUGAUCCCAUGGGAUACUGCGAUCCUAACUUACCAGCGCAAUCUCAAUUGCAGACAAAUUCGGAACAAUCACAAUUUAACGUAUUUGUUAAUACAAAAUCUUCAUCAACCGGCUCUCCUCCCACUAGAAAAAGACCUUCUGAAUCUUUUGAAGAGACUAUCAGUAAACGUUCAAGGAUAUCCAGCGAUACGGCCUCAAUAAAAUUGGAGAAUACCUUUGAAUCUACUAAAUCAAGUAUCAGUGUAUUCAAGGAUAGUGAUAUAAAUACAGAGAAGGAUGCUACUCAAAGCAGAAGAAGUAGUAAAAGACACUUUGACGAAAACGAAGAGAAUAGCACUGAAUCAGAUAUUGUUCAGUCCUCCAUACCAUGGCCUUCUCCAAUACAGCGACAGGAAUCAAAGGUUGUCUCUCCCCCUAGAAAAGUAAAAAAAGUCGAACGAAUUAUUGACACAAAAAGUGAAAAGAGGACGGAAAUUGUCCAAAAUGAUGAUAUAGGAAAAUUUAAAAUGCUUGAAUCCACUAAUAAGUGGUUGUCGAAAAAGAGAGUUCCGAACAAUUGUAAAUAUGUGCCCGAAAAUGAUGAUUUACAGAAUGUUGAUGGAGAUCUAUUUACAGUCAAAUCUGCUAGUUUGGUUCGAGAUAUUGAAAAGCGUCGCAAAAAAGUAGUCAAAGGGAAGAAUUAUGUACUACCUGAAGUAAUAGGUCUAUCAGAUAUGGUCAAGCAUACUGUAAAAACUAUUGAAGAUCUGUCAACUGUAGGGACCUCCAAACAGCAAUACUUGGAUAAUGAUAGUGCCAGCCAAAAAGUUAGCGAGCUGUUUAAUUAA
Dimorphilus gyrociliatus is the source of this 1807-nucleotide messenger RNA. NCBI's taxonomy places the organism in Eukaryota, Metazoa, Annelida, Polychaeta, Dinophilidae. The record is from the annotation of a GenBank genome assembly.